AUGUCGCAGCAGCGAACGCCACCGCCGCAAGGUGCUCGAACCGAAACAACAACCGUACCGAACGCGGCAGCGCUUGGCGUUGCAGCUCUUUCCUCCCAGCGGUAUACGUUCCAGUGCCUCGUGGGCCGCGGUGCCUAUGGUGAGGUCUAUCGGGCCCGAGAUACGCUCAGCGGCCGAGAUGUAGCCAUCAAGCACAUUCGCAACGUGUUUGAGCACCCACCCGAGGCGAUUCGCGUACUCCGGGAACUCAAGUUGUUGCGUCUGUUGCGCGGCCACCCGAAUAUCGUUCAGAUUUUGGAUGUAUUGAUGCCCAGGGACACGCUGCGCUUCGAUGACGUGUUCAUUAUUCUUGAGUAUCUGCCGGCGACACUGCGGCGCGCGAAUGCGAUCCUGUACACCAACUCGCAGUUGACGACGGCAUAUCGCAAUAGACUAGUCAAGAAGCUGCUUUACGACCUGUUGUGCGGCUUACAAUACAUGCACGCAGCGGGUAUAUAUCACCGAGAUUUGAAGCCGGAUAAUCUGCUGGUCACGAAUAUGCCGAAUACCGUGCGCCUGUGUAUCUGCGACUUUGGGCUGGCGCGCGCUGCGAAGCUGCGAGAGCCCGAGAAUCUCGUUCUAUGGACGGGCUAUGUGGAAACACGCUGGUAUCGAGCGCCAGAGCUUCUUCUAUGCAACUACACCCAUUAUAGUACUGCAAUUGACAUUUGGUCGGCUGGGUGCAUCUUUGCGGAGAUGCUCUCUGGCGGCCGACCGCUCUUUAUCGGCAAAGACGGACUGGAUCAACUGGACCUCAUCACUCGAUUGCUUGGCAAACCGGAUGCGCAUUCUGUUCGAGAGUUUCGUUCUCCUCAGGUGCGUGAGUAUCUGCGUCGUAUGCCUGAGCGACCUCCGGUGGAUCUGGGGAGCCUGUUCCCAACAGCGGAGCCGCAUGCCGUCGAUCUUUUGCGUCAGAUGCUGUGCGUGAACCCACGGUUGCGGCUGACGGCCGCCGAGGCGCUCUCUCAUCCAUAUUUUGAUGAUGUUGAUGGCGGUCGAGCGCCUUCGUAUACAGUCCCAGUCUGGGAUGCGGGCGACUUUGGUUUCGAGAACACUCGCCUGGACGCUGAGCGAUUGCGAGAUCUAUUCCGUGCCGAGAUUCGGAUGCACUACCAUCCGGGACCGAGCCCUCAACGAACCGCGCCACUGCCUACCGCGGAAACGAAUACGAAUGCGAAAUGCAUGGAAAGCGUCAGUGCGGACCAGACAACGGGUGACAACACUGCGUACGAGUGGCCUUCCGAGCUGGACACUGCGCUGGAGCAGGUCCAGGCGAAGCGAAUUGGUUUCGAACUUCGACCUUUCCGUAGUCUGCCAAAAGAAAAGAUUUUACAGACGGCCUCUAGAAUCGUACAGGAGAACAAAAUGGAGGAUGAAAUGUGCGCGUGCGUACGAACCAUGUCACAGCGUGGGUUGUCACGCCUCGGAUGCGAGGCUGCGGCCGGAGCAUCGCGGCAGGCACCGACCCUGUAA
Cyanidioschyzon merolae strain 10D is the source of this 1512-nucleotide messenger RNA. Its product is annotated as MAP kinase. Gene Ontology annotation, biological process: intracellular signal transduction; protein phosphorylation. Bases 1 to 1512 code for a protein of 503 amino acids. NCBI's taxonomy places the organism in Eukaryota, Rhodophyta, Bangiophyceae, Cyanidiales, Cyanidiaceae. The transcript has a single exon. Gene Ontology annotation, molecular function: ATP binding; MAP kinase activity. The record is from RefSeq and is a predicted model, not a curated record. Gene Ontology annotation, cellular component: nucleus; cytoplasm.